Molecule: messenger RNA, 3692 nt
Organism: Daktulosphaira vitifoliae (grape phylloxera)
Lineage: Eukaryota; Metazoa; Arthropoda; Insecta; Hemiptera; Phylloxeridae
Product: ras GTPase-activating protein raskol-like
Biological process (GO): regulation of GTPase activity
Source: RefSeq, a predicted model, not a curated record
AUGGAACAACUGUCUUCGAGAUUCCAAACAAAAAAAGUUAUAUUGAUUUGGUUAUUUUUAAAAAAUUUUUUUCUUUUUAGAAAUGCUAGUCCCAUUGGUCCGUGGUUAAGAACUUCUCGUUCACACGAAUCUUUGUUGUCAAGUCAAUCACAGAGCAUCAUGCAAUCAUUAGACCUAAGUAACGGCAGCUGUGUCGAAAUAAAACCGUUGCAUCCGUCGGUUUUGGGUAGAGAGAACUGUUUCCAAGUUACUUUGCCAGCUGGAAACACUCGGUACUUUUCAUGUCGAACUGGUGAAGAAUGUGACAAAUGGGUGUACAGUUUGAGGAAGUCAGUAGUACCCGAUCAAGAACACAUUCGCCGUACAGAAAAUUCCCUUAAAAUUAGGAUUUUAAAAGCAAAAGGAUUAGUAAAUAAGAAGAAAUACUUCUGCAAACUAUGCUUGGAUAAAACCCUAUUUGCACGGACAUCGUCUAAACAAAAAUCUGAGUUAUGCUUUUGGGUAGAACAUUUCGAUUUUAGUAGUUUGCCUCAAGUGAAUGUAAUAAACAUACACUUAUAUAGAGAAGGAGAAAGAAAAAAAAAGAAAGACAAGAGUUUCUUAGUAGGUACCGUCAGUAUUCCAGUUCAUGAUGUUACUUCGAGAUUUCUUACUGAAAAAUGGUAUCCGGUGGUAACUGAAAAAAACUUAAAGGAUCCACCAUCUUUAAGAGUAAAAUGCCGAUUUCAAAGUGUUGAUAUCUUACCUAUUCAAAUUUAUCAAGAAUUCUUACAGUAUUUGUGUACUGAUUAUAAAACAAUCUGUGAAAUUCCCGCUUGCAAAAUAUUGGAACCUGUUGUUGGAGUCAAGACCAAAGAAGAUAUUGCAACUGCUUUGGUUCAUGUUAUGCAAAAACAAAAUUUAGCUAAAGAGUUUUUAUCUGACAUAGUAAUGAUGGAUAUUGAAAAAGUUGAAGAUGAUCUAUUAACAUUCAGAGGAAAUUCAUUAGCUACUAAAGCUAUGGAAGCAUAUUUAAAACUAAGAGGAGAGAAAUAUUUGCAUGAAACUGUUGGAGAACUUGUGUCUAAUUUAUUACAAGCUGGAUUUGAUUGUGAAGUUGAUCCUUUAAAAGCUGGUAGUUCAUCAAACUUAGUUAAGCAGCAAGCAAAUUUAAGACACGCUGUUGAAACUACAUGGAAUAGAAUAUUAUCCUCACACACUUCAUUUUCAUUUGAACUUCGUGGGUGCUUCACAAGGUUCAGGGAACGUAUGAAUCAUGAAACUGAAAAUGAAACUGGACGUCAUGACAUAAAUGAUAAUUUGAUAUCAGCUUGUAUAUUCUUAAGGUUCUUGUGUCCAGCCAUUCUAUCACCUAGUUUGUUUAAUAUUACUCAUGAAUACCCUAACGAAAAGGCAGCAAGAAAUUUAACUCUUGUUGCAACGACUUUACAAACAUUAGCUAAUUUUACGAGAUUUCAAGGAAAGGAGAACUUUAUGGAAUUUAUGAAUGAUUUUUUAGAACGUGAAGCUGUUUCAAUGAAAUCCUUCUUGAAAAUAAUUUCUAGUCCUAUACCAAAUGGUUACUCUACACCGCAAACUCAUUCAACAGAAUUUGAUGGACAUAUUGAUCUUGGUAAACAGCUCAGUAUACUUCAUACAUUACUCCUUGAGUGUGCUGAUAAAAUUUCUCCUGUACGUUUACAAGAGGUAGAUAAGCUGCAUAAAAUACUGGAAACAGUGCAAAUAGCUUUAGCUCAGCCACCUAAUGGAAGAACACCUUUAAAUUGUAUUGAAAAUCAACCAUUUGAACAAAAUAAUACCUAUCAACCAGUAUUUCAUCAAAAUAUAUUCAGGUAUAAUGAUCCAACUUCUAAAGAUGACCAAAAAUUAUACGGUUCAACACAAGGAACUUCUUUAAAUAGCACUAAUAAUUUAGUGGGUAGUUCAACUCUAUUAUGUGAAAAACACUCAUUGACUAAUACCCCGCGAGCUUCAACAUUACCUCGUAAUGCAUUCUUUUCGUCAAAUCCAAGCUCUCCAAAUCUACAGUUAUGCCCUAAAAUGAAGUAUGAUGAGCCUUUAACAAAUUAUAAUGGCUAUUCAUCACAUCAUCAAAAUAAUGGUCAUAAUUCAUGUGUUGAAAUGGAUCAGCAACAAAAAGGAAGCCAAAUGUCAAUUUCUACUCUGUCAAAUGUGGCAUCAUCAGGGUAUCAAAGUUUUACUGCAUAUAGUCAGAGUUCAAGUUCAGUUGAUUUGACCACCAACAAUAAACCACCAGUAGCUAAUAGUAAUCCCACCCUACCUCCUUUAGCAUUUGUUAACCCACUUUAUCAACACCACCACCAUCAUCAUCAUCACCACCAUCAUCAGAGAAAACAAAGACCUCGAUCAUGUAGUUCAUCAGAUGAUGAAAACAUACCAACUACUGAUAAAAUCUCCCAAGUUGCUCCAAGAUUUUUGCCACCUUAUCGUGCCCCAAGAAACAAUCCUCAGUGUAAUGGUGGUACAGCUAGGUCUAUGGCCUGGAAAUGGUCUCCUAAUAAAGUUAAGGGUAUUAAUACCAACUUGAAAUGUGUAUCUGAUGCUAAAAUAGUAAGUUCGAUUGAAAAGCCACUUAGAAGACGUGUUUCUUUAGAUUCCAGUCGUGGAAUGUCAGAAAAUUCUUCUGAAGAUGAUGAUACAAGAAACCAAAAUAUUACAAAUAAUUUAAAAACAAAUCGAACUAUUGAUAAAUUAAAUUACCAGAAAGAAAUUGAACGGCAGCAGACCAACAUACAGAUACUUAAAUUAAAGUUAGAGCAAGCAAAUAGUCAACUACAAUCUGAACCAAACUCGCCAGAAAUAAUUGAUAAUGAACCGGAUAAUAUGAAAAAUAUAAUUGCAAGAUUGAUGUCUGUAGAAGAUGAACUUAGACGAAAACAGCGUAAAAUAUCUGAUACUUUAACACAUAAACAACGAGUUAUUGAGGCACAAGAACAUCAAAUUGCUGCAUUGGAUGCAGCCAACAACAGGUUAUUAAAUGCUUUAAGUCAUUUAAAAGAACAACAUCAGGUUAACAACAAAACCAAUAGUCCAAGUCCAAGUAUUAACCAUCGACUUCUUGCUGAUUUAGGCGAGUUAAAGAGUUCAUUAUGUUAAAAAUGUUCAUUUAUAAAAUGAAUAUUAACAAUUCAUUCUACUAUAAGGAAUAGUGAAUCUGUUGGUGUUGUAUUUAAUUAUAUUAAUUGACUACAAACAAUAUUUUGAAAUGGUUUUUUCAUCUAAAAUUACCAAUAUAAAUCAAAAUUUAAUAUUAUCAAGUAUUAUGAAAUAUAAAGUGUUUUUAAAUAUUUUUAAUUGUAAAUAAAAUUUCAUAAAACAACAGAUUAUUUUUUUAAUUAAGGUUUAAAUGAUUCGAAUUUAUCUGUCUAAUUUAAUAUAUAAUGAAUAUAUUUUUCCUUAUAACUGAAUUUUUUUCAGAGUGUAUUAUAAGUGAAUAAUAGUAAGUUAGCUUCUUAAUGUUCCUUAUACAGUUUUAAAAUAUUUGUUAUUAAGGCUUAUGUAUUAUUAAUAACCCAACCUGUAACAAAACAUGUAGUGUACUAUUUUUAUUGUAUGAAUAAGUGUAAUAGUGACAUUGCUUAUUUUUGUUUUAUUUAUUAUUUUUUGUACUUCUGUUAGAUUUAUGUUGUUGAAUUGUUUAUUUUUUAUUUAUUUUUCAUAUUGAUUGGGUG